GUGGUUUUUGUUUACGGUAUUGGUGGGUUUAUCUAUCUAUUAUUCUAUCUACUAUUGCUUCGUUCCAUCUCACAAAAACAAGAGAGAAAAAAAAAAAGAAAAAGAAAAAAGAAAAUGAAAACGAAAACGAAAACUUCACACGUUCCUGAAAGAGAGAGAGAGAGAGAAAGUUAAGGACUUAAAUGGUUUGUUUCAGUUCGUGAAUUCCAUUAGAUCUCUUGCAUUUGUAAACAGUUUUGCGGGGUUUUUGCUUUGUACGCAACAAGUUGUACUUUUUUUUCCUGUGUCGGAAAAUGAGUUUCAUCGGAAACUUCGUUACUUGAUCGAAGUUUGGUUCAUCGGAUCGAGUUCGAAUGCUGUUUUUUCAGGAGUGACAAAAGAAUCUGGUGUAUUUAUGCUUCUGGUUAUUGGAUGAGCUGUAUAUGUUUUAACUAUGGUGUUGAAGAAGAGAGUAGAUCAUGGAUUUGAUGGCUUACGAGUUCCUGUUAUACCUAAAGCUCCUAGAUCUGCAAGAAGGAGGAUUGCUUUCAAAAAAGCAGUUGAAGAUGGUCAAGUUUGUGCUAUUGAACUACUGGCAUCUUUAGCUGGUCAGUUGUUGCAGGAGAGUGAAGGUUCUGCUUCCAGCAAUGCAUCUGAAGGAAAUCAUCAUCCCCCCUUUAGCCAAGGUGUCAUUGAGCAAGAUAUACAAGAUGGAGUUAAACCAUUAAAGAAGGAGGAAAUUCAUCAGGGAAGUUGUGUAGAGAGUACUUUUAAGACCGAGGUAGCCUCACAAAACAGUAGUCAGAAACCUCUUUCACAUACUAAGACGGGACAUGUUUCAGUUAAUAAUAGUUCUGACUGUUGUGAGAAAGUUGAAGCUGAUGUGAAGUCUGAAAUUUUCGAAUGGGAUAAUAAAUUUGGGAAUUAUUCUAAUAGAUUAGUAGAAACACGUGAAAAUUUUAGGAAGUCUAGUGAUGGUAAAAUAAAGAAUGGGUUUAAACGGGAACAGGAGGCUGGAAGUUCAUGCAUUCGAGGAUCAAAUUUAGCUGAUAAGUGUAGUUUGGAGGGCCACUUAGAAUUGUAUGUAUCUCCUGCACUAAUUGACUCAAAAAGUAAUAAGAAAUCUCCAUUUCAUAGGAAAUCUUUUCCCAGUGCUUCCUUUUCCAGGAAUGGGAAUGGUAUUAAGUUAGGUUUUAGAGAUGAUGACGAAAACUUUUUAAGGUGCAAAAAGUUUUGCACGAAGCCAAAGGCUUUUAGGUCUCCACGACGCAUUGCACACCGAAGAAUCAGGAAUUUGAUGUCUUUCAAAUACUGGAAGACAGCUCCAAAGUUGAAGGACUCUGAACUUUCUAGAUCUGAAUUUGCAGAUCUAGGAGUACCUCGUUAUCAUAAGAGGAAGACUUGUUACGGUUUUGAAAGAUCUCAGCACAAUGCCAUUGUUAAAAAGAGGAAAUUCGUUGACCGGGUUUCAGGAGUAACUUCUGAUGGAGGAUUCAGUAGUGAGAGUGUGUCCAAUUCACCACAGAAAGGGAUGGAUGGAGACAAGCCUAGCUCAUCUGCAAAAUUGCAUGUACCUAAGGCUAAGGAUUCUCAUGUAAAGUUUAGCAUAAAGUCAAUAAGGAUUCCAGAGCUUUAUAUUGAGGUUCCUGAAACUUCAACUGUUGGUUCACUAAAGAGGACUAUCGUGGAGGCAGUGAUGGCUAUACUUGGAGGUGGUGCACAUGUUGGUGUUCUUCUUCAGGGGAAAAAAGUUAGAGAUGACAAUAGAACACUUGUGCAGACUGGUAUAUCUUGCAAUGAAAAUUUGGAUACCCUGAGUUUCAUGUUGGAGCCCACUUCACUACAAGCUUCUCCAACUGUUUGUGUUGGUGAUCCUUCUUCUCAAUGUGAAACAUCCCAGCCUACCAGGUCCACAGAAAUUCCUGUCUUAGAUUCAGGAAUUACUGAUACCUUGCAUGACUCACCCUUGCUGACAUAUCCGGGCAACCUAAUUGAAAGUAACCAUGAGUCUACUUCUUCACUUGCGGACACUACACUUGACAAACUAACACCUGAUUCCAGAGCGAUAGUUGUUGUUCCAGCUACCACAGAAACAUUAGCUGUGGUUCCUGUGAGUCAGAAAACCAAGCGCUCUGAGUUUGUACAGCGUCGAACCAGGAGACCAUUCUCUGUGACUGAGGUAGAAGCACUUGUUCAUGCAGUUGAGGAACUCGGAACUGGGAGGUGGCGUGAUGUUAAGUUGCGAGCUUUUGAGAAUGCAGACCAUAGGACUUAUGUAGACUUAAAGGAUAAAUGGAAAACAUUAGUGCACACCGCAACAAUCUCCCCUCAACAAAGGAGGGGAGAGCCAGUACCUCAGGAGCUCUUGGACAGGGUUUUGGCUGCUCAUGCUUUCUGGUCUCAGCACCAAGCCAAGCAACAUGGCAAGCAUCAAGCUGGACCAGGAACCUUGAAGAUUACAGAAGCCUCAGCUGAAAGACCUUGUGUGUGUUGAAGGUGAGAAGGUGUCCACUUGUGAUAUGAUGAUGGUGUAGAAAGGAGUGGUGGUGUUGACAGGAAAAGAGGAAGACAAAAACUUGUACAUUUUGAUUUGAUUCAAUUUCAUGUAAUAUUCUCACACCAAAUUCUUUGCCGGCCAUUAAUUGCAUGCAGGGUUGGCAUUUGUAAAUGAUUUGAUGCAAUAAGAUUGUUCUAACAGGAACUUAUGAUGUUCUUUGAUUUUUUUUUCUUGAUUUCUCUUGCAUUUAUGAAUGUUUGUAGAAAUGUAAAAAGAACAUAGAACAUGACGACCCAAAGGAAAAGGUGAAAAUGUUCUUGUUAUUAUCUUUCAUUUCAUUUAUGGAAAUUAUUGUUCCCACUUGUUUGAUACUUAA
This is a messenger RNA of Glycine soja, 2852 nucleotides long. RefSeq names its product telomere repeat-binding protein 3-like. The transcript is spliced from 9 exons. Bases 434 to 2473 code for a protein of 679 amino acids. The record is from RefSeq and is a predicted model, not a curated record. Lineage: Eukaryota; Viridiplantae; Streptophyta; Magnoliopsida; Fabales; Fabaceae.